AUGUCGAUCGUUCAUCUGCAAAGCGUAGAGAUCCUCAAUGCGGAAGCCAGUUUCAAAGACCCUUACGUCUUCAAGAUCACGUUCGAGUGCAUCUCGCCUCUGCAAGAUGACCUUGAAUGGAGGUUGGUUUAUGUCGGAUCUGCGGGCGAUGAGAAGUACGACCAAGAGCUCGACACUUGUAUGGUGGGACCUGUUCCCGUCGGGGUAAAUUCAUUCGAGUUUGAGGCAGCGGCACCUUCACCGUCCAAAAUUCCGCCUGAAGACUUGUUGGGAGUCACAGUGAUCCUUCUCACAGCGUCGUAUCGCGAUCAAGAAUUCAUUCGCGUCGGAUACUAUGUCAACAACGCGUACGAGUCGGAAGAGUUGCGAGAGAACCCGCCAGAAAAAGUCGACUUGACACAGGUCAGAAGGGAAGUGUUGGUCUCGAAGCCGCGAGUGACACGUUUCAACAUCAAGUGGGACGACUCGGCUACAGCAAGCGCUUCAACACAACAACAGGGCUCGGCAGAGGGCUUGACUGCAUAA
This is a messenger RNA of Mycosarcoma maydis (corn smut), 525 nucleotides long. RefSeq lists its product as uncharacterized. The transcript has 2 exons. Gene Ontology annotation, cellular component: nucleus. Gene Ontology annotation, molecular function: histone binding. The record is from RefSeq and is a predicted model, not a curated record. The coding region runs from base 1 to 525 and encodes 174 amino acids. Gene Ontology annotation, biological process: DNA replication-dependent chromatin assembly. NCBI's taxonomy places the organism in Eukaryota, Fungi, Basidiomycota, Ustilaginomycetes, Ustilaginales.